Molecule: messenger RNA, 707 nt
Organism: Portunus trituberculatus (swimming crab)
Lineage: Eukaryota; Metazoa; Arthropoda; Malacostraca; Decapoda; Portunidae
Exons: 4
Coding region: 1-462 (153 amino acids)
Source: RefSeq, a predicted model, not a curated record
AUGAGGAAAAGUAGUCCGGACUUCCAGCUGUGCCAGCGGAAAAUGGAGAGAACAUACCUCGUACAGACAACGGAGGAGAUACAACCCGGAGGUUUCGGUCUGUCAAUUGAGGCCAAGAAUGAAGAUAUUGGUACCCCAGAUGAAAUGUGGGAUAAACUACAUACUUCCCUCAUUCAUCUAAUGAAAUUCACCAAGCAACGGUGCAAAAAUUUCAACAAGUUUUACAGCAGGUGCAUGGAAAACCUGAACAACACUCUGAAUGGAGAAGAGAGGAAAGAACAUGGAUUAUUGUUUGCUGUCCAGAUGAUUCCAUCACUCUUCAGAGAGGAUGAGGAAAUGGUGAUCGUGGACAACAUUGAAAUGAUCAAGUCUCCAUCACCUACGUCGGUGGCACAGAAGGACGGACAUUCAGGUGUUCAUCAACGGGGAGCCCAUCUUUGUGACAAAGAUCACAAAAUUUAGUGCAGGAUUUGAAGCCCUUUUUCAUUGUUUUUGGGUGUUUGGGCUCCAGUACCCAAAAAAAAAAAAUAAUAAUAAUGUUUUGGGAAAAAGUAAUUUUCAAAGGAAGCCCAAAGGUUCCAGGAACCGUAAUGUCGUGGGCCAAAAAAAUUGCAGUUGUGUAAGCUUACACUAUCAUCAUCAUCAUCCUUAUAUGUUUACUCAAUAUUAUUUUGUAAUCCCUUUCCAAAAGGGUAAACUGUGUGCAA